UCGUGUUUUUAAUGAAUGACUUCAUCAAGACGUAUUUUUAAUGACAAUGUACCAUGAUACGUUUUUCACCACAUACUAUACUAUGACAUUAUGUCACAUACUACGGCGUAACUUUAAUGAACAAUUAUACUCAAACGUAGUUUUGACGACAGGUCACGAGACGUGACUUGUUAAAACGAAGCAGAAGCAAAUCAACUGUUCGUCAACUUGCUGCUUCGUUAAAUGACGGUCUGCUUCAAACUGCCCGGUUUGUUUUAACGUUAAUGUGGUUCACGUUUAAAGCCUCGUGCGUGCGUCGCCCCCUCGUUUACGACAGUUUGCUGCUCACAACGCUUCACUUUAAGUUACUCGCCACCGGAGCGGAGCUUGACGUGCGCCUUUUGAGUCGUAAUUACGCUGCUCAACUGUUCACAGAAGGACGAAGUCGAGAAUAUUGUUUACACCGUAAUGAACAAAUGCUUCAGACGCACCAGAAAACGGGGCAGUCAGUGAAGCCUCCUCUCGCUCAAAGGUCGCUGGACGCCGUCGGUUCGCGUUAAAACCUAAACGUGCGCGUGACCUCGUCCGGGGCGGAGCUCUGGUUCCGGUCCCGCUCGCUCUGAUCGGGUCCACGUUGCGGUCAUCAGGCGUUAUCUGACCAGACGAGCUGUGAUGAAGAUGAAGAUGAUGAAGACCACAGUGGAAUGAGGACAAAGCGCGCAGAGAAAACUUGGCCAAGUAAAACAUUCAUCGAGUCGUGGAAGUCGACGUAAAGAGACGGAAACAGGCGGAAAAGUUGAACAGUGGCUCAAAAUCCACGAAUUUGGGAACAUUUACGACACCGGGUUAAUCAUUGACUGUCGCAGGCAGCAGCUGCACAGAGUCGCAGCGAGGAGCGGACGACACCAUGCAGCGCGCCCGGGUUUGGAGGAACCUCGGCCCCCUUUGCUUGGCCGCGUGGAGCCGAACCCACAGCAGGGCAGCAGCGGCCAGACUGGACCUCAGCGGGAUCUACCCGCCCAUCGCCACGCCGUUCACCGCCGGGGAGGAAGUGGACCACCGCAAGCUGGAGGAAAACCUGCACAAAUAUGCCCAGAUGCCGUUUAAAGGUCUGGUGGUUCAAGGCUCCAACGGCGAGUACCCGUACCUGACGGAGGAGGAGCAGGUGGAGGUGGUGCGGGCGGUCAGACGCGCGCUGCCGCCGGGGAAGCUGCUCAUGGCUGGAUCAGGCUGCGAGUCCACCAGAGCCACGGUGCAGCUGACGGAGAAGAUGGCGGCCGCGGGCGCCGACGCCGUGCUGGUUCUGACGCCCUGCUUCUACAAGGGCCGGAUGGACGGCUGCGCGCUGGUCCAGCACUACACCAAGGUGGCCGACUGCAGCCCGGUGCCGGUGGUUCUGUACAACGUUCCGGCCAACACGGGUCUGGAUCUGCCGCUGGAGGCGGUGGUGCAUCUGUCGCAGCAUCCCAACAUCGUGGGCUGCAAGGACAGCGGAGGAGACAUCACACGGAUCGGCCUGAUUGUUCACAAAACCCAAACGCAGGAUUUCCAGGUGUUGGCAGGCUCAGCGGGGUUCCUCAUGGCCGCCUAUUGUGUGGGUGCGGUGGGCGGCGUGUGUGCGCUGGCCAACGUUCUGGGCCGGGAGCUGUGUGAGCUGCAGCGCCUGUGCUGGUUGGGACGCUGGGAGGAGGCCCGAGUCCUGCAGCAGCGCCUGAUAGAACCCAACGCCGCCGUGACACGGAAGCUGGGAGUUCCCGCCCUCAAGCAGGCGAUGGAGUGGUUCGGUUUCCAUGGCGGCGCCUGUCGAUCACCUCUGCAGCCGCUCACGGCGGCGGAAACGGAGCAGCUGAGGCGGGAGUUCGCGUCCAACGGCUGGCUGUGAGGAAGACGAGGAGGAAGAGCAGAGCCCGAUCCAUGGUGCCGGAGAUGCUGUUCAUUAGUCGUCCCUAGUUAACUACAAACCAUGAGCUUUUAUAAAGUAGCUGUGGGUCACAGAAUCGAUUUGGUGCUGAUGGCGCUGAAACACGCUUUAAAUGAAGUAAUGAAGUUUGGAAGAAAGGUUAAAAACACAUUUCCUCUGUUUCCUCUGAUACUUUCACUGUAGUCACUUUUAGUGUGAAGCAAAUAAAGGGCCUGAAGGCUCCGUCUCCAC
Betta splendens (Siamese fighting fish) is the source of this 2131-nucleotide messenger RNA. It is a transcript of the gene hoga1, whose product is annotated as 4-hydroxy-2-oxoglutarate aldolase 1. NCBI's taxonomy places the organism in Eukaryota, Metazoa, Chordata, Actinopteri, Anabantiformes, Osphronemidae. The record is from RefSeq and is a predicted model, not a curated record. Gene Ontology annotation, biological process: N-acetylneuraminate catabolic process. Gene Ontology annotation, molecular function: N-acetylneuraminate lyase activity; 4-hydroxy-tetrahydrodipicolinate synthase activity. Bases 887 to 1861 code for a protein of 324 amino acids. The transcript is spliced from 7 exons.